This is a messenger RNA of Musca domestica (house fly), 1038 nucleotides long. Its product is annotated as tRNA pseudouridine synthase-like 1. Lineage: Eukaryota; Metazoa; Arthropoda; Insecta; Diptera; Muscidae. The transcript has 4 exons. The coding region runs from base 88 to 1023 and encodes 311 amino acids. Gene Ontology annotation, biological process: tRNA pseudouridine synthesis. Gene Ontology annotation, molecular function: RNA binding; pseudouridine synthase activity. The record is from RefSeq and is a predicted model, not a curated record.
UGAGGGGUAUGUUCAGUGCAAAUGUAAACAAAAAUGGGGGGUGGGUGAGAACAUGCUUAUUACUGAACAGACUGCGCAUCAAUCACAAUGUUUCGUUAUUUGUUGGAAUUCUCAUAUAUUGGAACAGGAUUCCGGGGCAUUCAAAAAACUAUAAUCAAGUCCGAUCCGAGUUUUGUAGACCUGAAAUCGGUGCAGGGAUGUUUGGAUGUGGCUCUGCAAGUAUUUCGACCGGUGAAUGAAAUACAGACUGUGAUAUCAAGUAGGACUGAUGCCGGAGUCCAUGCUUUGCAUUCAACUCUACAUGUUGAUUUACAACGUGCAGAUGGUAGUCCUUAUGUUGAGGAAACCAUAACUGGUGUUUUAAAUCGCACAUUAUAUAAACAGGGAUUGCCCAUUAGGCUGAUAAAUACCCGUAUAGUGCCGGACACAUUUCACUGUCGUUACAGUGCUUUGGGCCGCACUUAUUUGUAUCGCAUUGCAGUUGCCAAGAAUGGCAUAAAGGAUUUGGAUACCCAAAAUAAGCACUUCGAAUCAUUUAUACCCGUGGAGGAAUUAGAUCGUUGUCAUUUUCUGCACAAAGCCACCUUCGAUGUUGAACGUAUGAGACAGGCAUCCCGCAUGUUUGUAGGACGACAUGAUUUUCGCACCUUCAAAAGCCAGGAUCGUCAGAAAAGUGCAUCACGAGAUCAUCCUAUGUUUACGGUUCGACGGAUCGAUGAAAUCAAUAUAAAACCUGGUCGAUCUGCUUGUACAGGAGUAAAUGCCAAAUUGGCAGAAGAGUUAUAUGACUAUUGGGAUAUAGAAGUAAAAGGCAAAUCAUUCCUCUAUAAACAAGUAAGACGUAUUGUGGGCUCACUUAUAGCAUUGGCCACAGAUCGUAUCAAUGAGAAAUGUAUUUAUGAAAUGUUAACAAUACCCUCGAAGCAUAAUUGGGAUCCUCGGUUACAAAUUGCACCAGCGUAUGGUUUAUAUUUGGCGAGGGUGCAUUACAAUGAGGAGGAUUUAAGAGUCGAUAAUAAGUAAUAGGAUCGAAACCUA